GAUGUGAGUUGCGCUGUUUCGGGGUGAGGCGGUGCGUUCCGGGGUGCACAACUUUCUGCAUGUUUGCGCAAUUUCGCAGCGUUGUCAUAUAUCCCGGAUAAACCGAAACACAAGGUUUGAAUUCGCGAGGCUCAUCGGCGAACGUGUUCAAAUCAGCGGAAAUACCGGAGCAGGCCGCAGCACGGCACCGUUGUCACACUUCCACCGUCUCGCGUGUGGUUUACUCGCUGAUGCGGGGAGAAAGUUGUGGACAUUUUUUUUUUCCUGAGGUGCACGGUCGUACGGAUACAGUGUGCAACAUUGCAACUACAGCGUUAACGAGCCUCUCCAGCCUGUCCUGAUUUUGGAUUAUGUGUUCGUGGGAUUGUAAACACGCCUGUUCGCCAUAUUGUGCGCUGUGAAACUCGAGGGAAAGUUGUACGAGUUAUGACAUUUGCUGCGCACAAUCCCUUCAUGGAGCUGCAUGCAGUCGACUUUGAUCGGAACCAAAGUGACUCCAUGGAACUGGCCAUGGAGAGUUCCGUGCACCAUUAAUAAGGUCCGGCACCAUAAAGAGGAUGAGAAGAGAGGACAGCAAACCUCAGAUUUGAUUCUGGAAGGAGGUUGCAUGCUCCCUCCCACCCUGCACUUUCCUUUGGGAUUUGUAUUUCCUCCCAAAUACCUCCUGUAUACACAAUUGAACAAACAUAUCCUCAACCACAGGCAUUGAAAGCACACUACAGAGGCAGUAACAUUUUUGCACGCUCAAGAGAUCAAGAUUGAGAGUUCUGACUCCAACAUUACCGUAUAUUACUAUGAGUCUUCCUUCUCAAGUUAACACUGACAAGAGCGGCAAGCAUCGGGCUGCAGCCAUGAAAGAGCCCGUGCAACAUUCAGGGGAGGUUUAUUAUGGUAUGGGACCUCCCGCUUUAGAGUCAAGCCACAGUGACUCUGCUAGCAGUUCUGGUGUUUACAACCCCGAGAAAGGGCCUCAAAGACUACCGCACUAUCAACAGGCUGCUCCAGUAAAGUGGGUGCCCCAGGACUCCGCACAGGCCCCCGGCUGGUCUCAGGAAGCUCCUGUUCAAGCCUGGGGGCAGAACUUUGGCCCCUAUAUGAGUGGAGUGAAUGUCAGGGGUCAAAUGGCGUUCCACAAAGGAGUCCAUGAGGGUGUAGCUCUGCCAAUCGCGGGAGAAAAUCAACUGCCAGGGCCAGUUGAGGUUUACAGAGAUGCCACCCAGGCUCAAACUCAGGGGAGGGGGCUCGAGUGGGAGCAGCAUGCUGCGGCUGCAAUGCACCAGGCUCAGCUGCAGGCUUAUCAAAACGCCCACAAAGGCGUGGAGCUUCAGGGUCAGCCCCAUGUACCUUCUCACACUUUGCAGGGGCCCAUGUUGCAGCCCUUCCAGACAACAUUUAGGCCCGGCAAGCAACAGUUUUCAUCAGGUUAUUACUCUGUUUUUCCAGGCAACAAGGGAGUGCCGAGUCUGGCGUACGGCGAGCAGCCUAAAACUCAACAGCAGCUGCUACAGCAGAUGCAGCAGCAGCAACAAAUGCAUCACCAUCACCAGCAGCAUCAACAACAGCAACAGCAACAGCAGCAGUUGCAGCAGCAGCAUCACCUUCAGUUGCAACAGCGGCAACAUUUGCAGCAGCACCAAAUCCAACAGCAUCAAAUGCAGCAACAGCAACAACUGCAGCAAAUGCAGCAACAAUAUCACCAGCAACAGAUACAGGAGCGACAGCAACAAAUGCAGCAAAUGCAGCAGCAGCAAGUGCAACAGCAAAAUGUGCCACAGCAAGAAGCAACACAACCACAGGUGCAACCAAAACAGCAACAAACCCAAAACUUUGUGACUUCUCUGCCUCCUGAGCCCGGUCCACCUAUCGGCGCUCCUAACAAGGAGGAAGUCCAGUCAGUGGAGCUGCAGCAGGAACCAGAGGCUCAAACCUGUGAGGCGUCACCCGUUCCUGAUUCAUGCCCCGAAAAGCUCGCCACAAAUCCUGACGAGUCUUCAGAUGCACAGGCUGCCCCUCGGCGUUCACGUCGCCUCUCCAAAGAUGGACAGUCCCCGCUGGGACUCCCUUCGACGAACAUCUGGUCCAAAGAUCCCCCACCAUCCCUGAACGGAGUAGCAGGCAGUCAGGCUGCGAAAGGAGGGGAGGUGACAACCGGAGGGGUCAUUCGUCGGAGAAGGAGGGCAUCUAAGGAGAUCAACUUGGAGACUCUGGCCCAGAAGGCAUCAGAAAUGGAGUCCCUACCUUCUAAGAUGGUCAAGGAAGACGGUUCUUCAGGCAGACAGGCCUCUAUGGUGCCUUUGGUUAUCCCCGUGUCAGUGCCAGUGCACAGGAGUCAAACGGAUCUUCAGGGUGGCUGGACUCAGGGACGACUCGGCCAGGGUGAGCGGCCUGCAGGACUGUCCGAUCGCAAACCUUCCGUCAUUGUGGCUCGUCGGCGAUCACUCAGAAACCCCAUGACUGAGAGUUUUGGUCAGGGUGGGGAAAACGAUCCAGGGCUGGACGAGGAUGGAAAAUCCAAAUUUAAGCGCCGACCUCGUCCAGAGCCUCUCAUCAUCCCUCCGCACAAACCAGCCACCUUCAUCCCGCCAUCCCUCUACUCCAGCAUCUCUUCCUACCAGAGCAACCUGCGCUCUCCUGUCCGCCUGCCGGACCACCCCCUCACCAUGCCCCCCUACACGCCUCCACCCAUCCUGUCUCCCGUGCGUGAGGGCUCGGGGCUCUACUUCUCCGCCUUCCUGACCAACAUCGCUGUAAGCAACCAAAUCCUGCCACCCCCGCCUACGCCCAAAUCUGCGACGCGCAGUCUGUUGUGCUCCACAAGUUCAGAUAUCACACCUCCUGUUCUGCCCUUGAUGACUGAUGCCACACCUGCUAGCCUUGAGCCACGUAUCAACAUCGGGCAGCAGUACCAGGCAGAAAUUCCCGAGUUACAGGAUCAUCCUUCCUCCCAGUUUGUCCAGCACAAGGCUGACUUGGUUUGGCUCCCUAUGGACGACUCUCACCUCAAACACGGUGACCAAGAGACCAUGGAGGAUAUGAUGAACAUGGCUUGUUGCAGUGUGCUGAUGGGCGGAGGAACCAACCAGGAGCUGGUUUUACACUGUUUACACGAAUGUGGAGGUGACUUCCUUGAAACUCUUGGAUGUUUGAUGCUUCAGGACCCAGUUUACCCCAAAGGUCACCACCUGGCAGGUUAUCACUACUCAGGCUCCGAUUGCUGGACUGCAGAAGAGAAGUGCUACUUCAAUAAGGGGAUCUCUGCCUACAGGAAGGACUUCUUUAUGGUGCAGAAAUUGGUGCAGACCAAGACUGUGGCUCAGUGUGUGGAGUUUUACUACACGUACAAGAAACAGGUGAAGAUCGGUCGCAAUGGGAUUUUAACCUUCGGCCCUCCAGAUUCACCUCUGGAGAGGAGCACAGAGGCUGUGGUGGACGUUAAGAGUUCCCAGCGGUCAAAAUAUAUUCAAGGAGAGACAGAUGACGAUAAGAGGGAUGUUUCUUACGAGAUCAGCCAUCAGGCGAGGGUUGCUCAGUCACUACAGGCCCAUGACUAUGCAGGAACACUGCUGGUGAUGAAAGAGCCGGACCCUGUGAACAAGGAGGCUCUCCACCCGUCGGCACCUCACAGACCUCCAGCCGAGCCUGCGGCAAAGAAGAGCAGAGCACCGGCGAAGCCCCCGCCGGAUCCUGAUGCAAUAUUUCCAUGCAAGAAAUGUGGCAGGGUGUUUUAUAAAGUGAAGAGCCGAAGUGCCCACAUGAAGAGUCAUGCGGAGCAGGAGAAGAAGGCGGCAGCGUUGCGUCAGAAAGAAGAGGAGGAGCAGGCAGCAGCUGAAGCCCGGGCCCGGAAGGCGGCGGCGGCGGCGGCAGCAGCAGCAGCGGCGGCGGCGGCUAAUCUGCAAGGAAAUGGUAACGGAGUGACGGAGGAGGCAGAGGUCAGCAGCCCGGAAGACUCAUCUGAGGGAGAGGAUGACAAGGAUGAAGACUGGCACUAAGGGACAAAAAUCAGGAGAGCGGAGAAAAGAAACCAAUGAGAAGAUGGAUUGAUGGGUAGCGAUGUCCCGCCUCACCGAGAGCAGAAUAAAGACAAGAGAAAUGUUUUUCAAGUCUUCCUGUUAAUCUUCACACUCCUUCCCCAGCUGACGCUGACUCUGAUUGACCGUUCUCCACCAACUAGCCAGUCACACUCCACAGCUUCACACAUUUUGUAUCUUUUAAAAAUUCAGAGGAAGUUUAUUUUUUUGUAAAUGCACUUAUCCCGAAUGCUUCUGCUUUUGCCAAUAUUGCCUUUUUAUAUCCAUUAUUUAAUUGAAUUUAAUGUCAAAAUAUUAUACAUUUACAUGGUGUGGACUUAAUGGUUAUAUGAUAUUUCAUAAGAUAAUCAGAAUGCCUGUUGAGCAACAAAUCAAGAUCAAAGCUAUCUUUCACUUAACAGUAUCAGUCCUUUUAAAUAAAGAUAGAGUAGGGGCUUGUAUUUAUCUUUUUUUUUUUGGAAAAUACUGUGGUGAGUUUUGCAGAAUUUCCCUCAGAUUUUUAGUUUGGUUGCACACUUAUUUUGUACAACUAAGGGACCUUUUGAAAUGAAUAUGUACAAAAAAAGAUAUAUAUGAGAUGGCCAUAUAUUUAUGAUACUGCAAUUUUUGCAAUGAUUUUGGUAAUGUAAAAACUAAUCAUGUCUGCUGCAAUAAGACUUGUGAAUUGAAAAGUUUAUUAAAAUCUCUACUGUUCA
Anarrhichthys ocellatus (wolf-eel) is the source of this 4723-nucleotide messenger RNA. RefSeq names its product mitotic deacetylase associated SANT domain protein a (gene mideasa). The transcript has 13 exons. Gene Ontology annotation, molecular function: transcription corepressor activity. The coding region runs from base 795 to 3989 and encodes 1064 amino acids. Gene Ontology annotation, biological process: negative regulation of DNA-templated transcription; regulation of transcription by RNA polymerase II. The record is from RefSeq and is a predicted model, not a curated record. Lineage: Eukaryota; Metazoa; Chordata; Actinopteri; Perciformes; Anarhichadidae. Gene Ontology annotation, cellular component: histone deacetylase complex; transcription regulator complex.